Molecule: messenger RNA, 3589 nt
Organism: Poeciliopsis prolifica (blackstripe livebearer)
Lineage: Eukaryota; Metazoa; Chordata; Actinopteri; Cyprinodontiformes; Poeciliidae
Gene: pdzph1
Product: PDZ and pleckstrin homology domains 1
Exons: 13
Coding region: 102-3407 (1101 amino acids)
Molecular function (GO): protein binding
Source: RefSeq, a predicted model, not a curated record
GGCUGCUGCCGCGUUGCCUGGGACCGGCUCCUACCUUCUCAUUUAAUUCACUCCUGCAGGACUGCACAAUAACAUCUGACGUGUGGCUGUUGGAUUUAAGAAUGAGCAAAAGGGGGAGGAGACGGAACAGCAGGAGGAGGAAGAGCUCCAGCAGCAGCAAACAAAGUUCCUCCGCCUUUCUCUUUCAAAGCCAGAGCAGCAGUACAACAGUCAGCUACGAGAAGGACCUAGCUGGAAAGCAUGGAGAAAACUCUCUUCAAAAAGAAAAUGUUCUGACCGGAUAUGAAGAUCAACAAAAUGGUCACGCUCCACCCAGCCAAAAAAGAUGGAAACAAGACUUUAACAUGGCUGCAUUUCAGGAACAAAGGAGUGUGUACACAAAAACAACGGAGCUUGAAGAGCAAGGAGUGAAGAUAGUAACAUCAGUGUCCAAAAAUGACACGGAAAAAUCCCAAACUGUCCAAAUCCAACAGUCACAUGAGUCUUUAAAUGACGAUCCAACUAACUCAUCUACACCCGUAACAAACAUCUUCAAUGUCAGCUGCACUGGGUCACAUGUGAAAGUGGAAAUCCAAGAAGUUCGACAGGGGAAUCCUUAUGGGAUGAAGACCACUUGCGUUUUUAUGAAUGAAAACAAGGCUUCUGAGGUCAUCAUUAACCAGGAAUAUGAGGGGAUGCAGAUCCCUGACCAUCAGCCGUUGGAGCAACUCCCAAAAAACGUGACUAGUCACAACCAGGAGAUAAAUUAUAGGUUUACGUUUGGCAGCAUAAAUGAACAGACAAAGCAACAAAGUGACUCAAGAUCAGUCUGCUCAUCAAACGUACGUGGCGAUCCGAAUUACUGUCGUUGUUGCAGUGAUUACAUCCAACAGAACCUGGCUAAACAUUUAUUGGGUUCACCAUCACUAUUGGAUGGUAAUAUUCAGGGAAAGAAGCCAGACGCUUUGAACAGGGAUCGGCUCUUCAAUAUCUCAACACCCCGAGUCUUUGGCGACAUUAAAUGCAGCAGCUCUUUGGAAGACCUGACAAAUAACCUAGCUUCCUUUAGGAUAGGAGGUCCAGCAGAAUUAGCAUUCCCAUUUUCUGCACUGGAGAAGGAAAAAGAAGAUAGGACCCGUUCCUUUGAUCAGCUAUCAGAAUCAGAUAACUAUGAGCCUAUGUUCAUUCGGCCCUCCGUGUCUACAGACAGGUCCAGCUUUGUCAAAGAUUUCAUCUACUGCCAGAAGAGAAAGUCCUGGAUCAGAAACAACAGCAUCGCCACCGUGGAGCACAAGGAGUGUCUGUUAAUGAGGAAAAGACGGCAGACGUUUCCUGGAACGUCUCUUGAUCCAGAACUGAUUCAUGAGGAUGUUCUGCUCCCGUACAAAGAAUCAGUCUCUUCGUUCGUCGUGUGCCGUCUUCCUUUCCAAACUGAGAGGCUGGAAAAAAACAAGCAGCUGGAUGACAUAUUUUCUACAUAUGUGAGAAAAAAAUGUGUUUCUUCACAAAGUAGAGAGAGUUCUAAAACUUGCUCAGACAGUUCAGAAACUACCGGAGAACUUACAGGCAUGGAGCCUGACAGAGAAAUGAGCCCAAAACUUUAUGUGGAAGAGAUUAUUGAAGGAGGCCUUGCUAUACAAGUCAUCCCUCCAUCCUGCAGUGGUUCAGAGGAACAAAUCCUACAGACGACUCUCACGGAUGCCAAGGACCAAGAUGACAGAAGUUUCACACAAAGUAAUUCUGAUUCCACUUCACCAGAAUGCUCAGUCAUGACAUCACCUGUUGAUGCUGUUCAGCACAACAUCCUGUCAAGGUCAACAUCUGAGGAGACAGACAUGGAUUCCCUAAAUAAACACAAUGUUGCCAUGGAAAUCGAGUCAAACCCGACUGCAAAGUCAGUUAGUUGCCUUCCACUUCUGCUUGUUACUGAUGAGCUGAAUGAUAAGGAGGUGGUUGAAAAUAGGCCUUCAGAAGACGCCAACAAAGCAGCAGACGGUUUAUUAUGUGUAGUAAAACCAUCUACAGACCUAAUUCUCCAUGCAAAGGAGCUGCCUGUUAAAGUCGGCAAGGCAGAGAAACCCACUGUGUACAGAUCGAACUCCGAGGCUAGAGAGCAUCUGAAGCCUGGAUCUCACAAAGACAGAGACGGCACCGACCACUGGGCCAGGAAGAGAAAACUCUUCAAGGAGAGCAAGCAGUGGAGCUCUGCUGGUGGAAGUUCAAAUACCAGUGACAUCACAGAGGAAUCAGUAUCAGAGGAUACACUUUCUACAAAUGUGACAGUUCAAGACAAUGAAGACAGAGGGUUGUACGCAGAGUCAUUCCACUCUUCAGCGUGGAUUUACCAAGGAGACGACAUAAACUCAGGUGCCAUCGGUCCCAAUCUCACAGUCAGAACGCGUGCUGUCUCAAUUCGAGAGAGGACUGUUCAAAUCAGCAAAGGGACAGGAGAAUAUCCCUGGGGCUUUCGAAUACAGUUUUCCAAACCCAUUGUUGUCACUGAAGUUGACACAAAUGGAGCUGCAGAGGAAGCGGGGCUAAUAGUAGGCGACUACGUCCUUGCUGUUAAUGGAAUUGACGUUACCAGCAUUCCUCAUUCGGAGGCAGCUAAUUUAGCCAGACAAGGUCCAGAUAUUCUAACAUUGACCAUUGGAUCAGACAUUGCUCGGGGUCCUAACACACCCAGACCACCAUGCCGUGGUUACCUCCAUAAGCGAACCCAGUCUGGUCUAAUCAAAGGCUGGAGGAAGAGGUGGUUUGUUCUCACACACGACUGCUGCCUGUACUACUUCAAAAACAAACGAGACGAAGGCAAGCGGCAGCCGUUAUCCUCAGUGAAGCUGGAAGGUGCUGAGGUGGGACCGGAUGAUUCCCUGGGCAAGCCGUUUGUUUUCAAGUGUCGCCCUCAGUUUGGCAGUCGGGUGUACUCUCUCUGCGCCACUUCCAAUCAGGAAAUGAAAAGAUGGUGUGAAGCUAUGGAAAGAGCUGUUCAUCCCAUUACACAGAACCAUGUGUGGAUUGACGUCACAAGACACAACUCCAACAUGCCGCCGCUGGCUGUGAAAAACCCGGAGUGUCUGGGACUGCUCAACAAGCUGGACAGGAGUAGAGACAUGUGGGUCCAGCACUACUGCAUCCUGAAAGAUGCGUGUCUCUACUUGUACAGCGGCAUCCGCUCCACCCACGCACAUGGUGGGAUUUACCUCCAGGGCUACGCGGUGCGGGAGCAGGCCUAUGGAUCCAAAAAGUCCACAAUUGAACUGAAACCUCCGUCUGAUGAGUUCAAGACGUUCUACUUCUGUGCCGACAAUUCAUCUGAAAAUAAACGAUGGAUUUUAGCCAUCAAAGCCUCCAUAAAGAAGUGGCGGCCAUUUCACCAGGUCCUUCAGGACUACAUGAGCCUCCCACCAGAAGAAACCAGAAUGUGAGGAACAGCUGGACGCUGUUAGCAGCCUGAGGACCGAGACGAGCUUCCGAUAUGAUGACAGCUUCACCGCUCCCACUGUGCUGGAGUUAUGAAAAUAUUCUUGCUCGUAAAUGUUCAUGCCAUUAAAAAUUGUCCUCAUUCUGACAGGGUGUCAAAUGAGAUUUAAGAAAUGUAAAUAAAAGU